Populus trichocarpa (black cottonwood) is the source of this 3583-nucleotide messenger RNA. Its product is annotated as ubiquitin carboxyl-terminal hydrolase 15. Lineage: Eukaryota; Viridiplantae; Streptophyta; Magnoliopsida; Malpighiales; Salicaceae. The coding region runs from base 483 to 3296 and encodes 937 amino acids. The transcript has 13 exons. Gene Ontology annotation, biological process: protein deubiquitination. The record is from RefSeq and is a predicted model, not a curated record. Gene Ontology annotation, molecular function: cysteine-type endopeptidase activity; cysteine-type deubiquitinase activity. Gene Ontology annotation, cellular component: nucleus; cytosol.
UUCAACACAUCCGACGGUUUCUACUCGAUCAGACUGUCCUCUCAGCAUCCCUAUGUGAGCCUGCUAAAUGGGCACCGGCCACGUCUUCGAAAAGCAUCUCGCGUAUGUAUUUUGUGAGUGAGUGGCAGGAUAUGGAAGAAACCCUUUAAAAAGUGAAUAAGAGAGAGUACAAAGAAAGUGUGAAGUUAGAGAAUUUGGUGCAGUUUUGGAUAGCAUCGUGUGCUUAAUAUUUCAGGAGGAGGAAUCUUUUUGAAGAAGAAGAAGAAGGAAGUGGAACUGUUGUUUCUCUGUAGGCUUUAAGAUUUCUCUCCUCUUCUUGUUUUUUUUCUUUGUAAGGUGCAUGACUUGAGGUUGAAAGGAAGAGGACGAUCUUUGUAUUUUUGACCUUGGAUGUUGAUUUAGCUGAGCUUAUGUAGAUCAAAAGGACUACAUUGUGGGUAGUGAUUAGGGAGGAAACUGGAUAUGAAUAUGCUGGUGGGGACAUGCUUGAACCAAGGGAAGCUGAUAUACCUGUCCUGUUUCUUGUCUUGGUUGUGCUUCCUCUGGUUGCUUACAUUUUGCUUGGGAAAUGGACUGAGUCUGCAAAGAAGAGAGAGAGGAUAAGUUUGCUUGCUCAACUGGCUGCCGAAGAAGCUUGUAGAGCAGAAGUGAUGGCUACCACCCAUGUCAUUCCUCCCAUGUCUACUUCAAAGAAUGGAAUUCAAGUUUGUGCCAGAUGCUUUAGUCCAGCUACAACCCGCUGCUCCAGAUGCAAGUCUGUUAGAUAUUGUUCUGGAAAGUGUCAGAUAAUUCAUUGGAGGCAAGCCCAUAAGGAAGAGUGCCAACUGUUGGAAACUACCAGUUCAUGCUCAUCUCCUAUGGCUACCUCAUGUGAUGAAUCCAUCCCCGAGAGGUUAUCAAUCAAUGAUGGCAUGGACUUAUUUUCCUUAAGGUAUAAUAGCAAGCAGCCUACAAUGGAUAUUGGUCCUUCAGUCAAUAAUGUCCAUCUCAUAUCAAGCACUGGCGCUUCUGCUGCUGUUAAUUGUCCUGCAAUUGAUACCUCUCAAGAGGCUAUGAUGCUACACAGAAGAAGCACAAACAAGCAAGUUUCAUGCAAAUCAAACAAAGAAAUGUUAAGAAGACAGGAAGUGGCUGUAUUCGAUUCUUCCCAAGAAACUGCUGGAAUCAGACCCACCAAUUUAACUUCUUCUAGUAGUAUCUCUAAUGUUUUUGUUAAUGGGCAAGACAUUACUAGUGCUAUGGAUGAGACUCACAAGUAUUCAAUACAACAUCAGAAUUUGUCCAAAUCAAGAAGCAACUGCGCCUCCUCAAGCUCAUUGAAUGCUGGAAAAUAUGGAACAAAUGCAGAUUUCUCUAAUGCGGAAGCUUCUUUUAAUGGUGAAAUGACAGGACCUAAAUAUUCUUAUGAAUCACCAGUUACAAAUGAAAAUGUGAAGGCUAAUAGUGGAUUGCAUCCCAUGGGAAACAAAUCUUCUAAAUCAUCAAAAUCAAAGAUAAAAGUCUCUGGAGAUCAAUCAUAUACUGAAAUAGAUGGAAAAGGGCAACUUACAGAUGAUUCAAAAGUUGCAAGAAUGAGCAAUGCCAACCCUGCACCAGGAAGCAAUGGGGUUACAAGCAUCGAUAUUAUGAAGAUGAUGGGUUUAAGGAAGUCAACAAAACUUGCCAGACAAGAUAUAGCAGAAAUUAAUGUUAUUCACAAAACAACAAGGAUGCUGUUCCCUUAUGAAGAAUUUGUGAAGAUCUUCAAUUGCGAAGUUAUUAACUUAACACCCAGAGGACUUGUAAAUUGUGGAAACAGUUGCUAUGCCAAUGCUGUCCUUCAAUGUUUAACCUGCACUAAACCUCUGAUCAUCUUCUUGCUUCGUAGAUCACAUUCAAGAGCAUGUUGUGGGAAGGAUUGGUGUCUCAUGUGUGAACUUGAGCAACAUGUAAUGAUGUUAAGAGAAUGUGGGGGCCCUCUAUCUCCUAGUAGAAUCCUUCUUCAUAUGCGUAAAAUUAAUUGCCAGAUUGGUGAUGGAAGUCAGGAAGAUGCACACGAGUUCUUAAGGCUUCUGAUUGCAUCAAUGCAAUCCAUUUGCUUGGAGAGACUGGGUGGUGAAGACAAGGUUGAUCCUAGAUUGCAAGAAACAACUUUUAUACAGCAUACUUUUGGUGGGCUUCUUAGGUCAAAGGUCAAAUGUCUGAGGUGUCAUCAUGAGUCAGAGCGAUAUGAGAAUAUUAUGGACCUUACUCUAGAGAUAUUUGGUUGGGUUGAGUCACUUGAAGAUGCAUUGACUCAGUUUACAACCCCUGAAGAAUUGGAUGGAGAAAACAUGUACAGAUGUGGAAGGUGUGCUGCAUAUGUCCGAGCCAGGAAGCAGUUGAGCAUACAUGAGGCACCAAACAUCCUGACAAUUGUUUUGAAGAGAUUCCAGGAGGGAAAAUAUGGGAAAAUAAACAAAUGUAUCACGUUUCCUGACAUGCUGGAUAUGAUCCCAUUUAUGACUGGAAUGGGUGAUGUCCCUCCUCUUUACAUGCUUUAUGCUGUUGUGGUACAUUUGGAUACCCUGAAUGCAUCUUUUUCUGGACAUUACGUUGCAUAUGUAAAAGAUUUGCGAGGCAGCUGGUUCAAGAUAGAUGACACUGAGGUUCACCCAGUAUCAAUGAGCCAGGUGAUGUUGGAAGGAGCAUACAUCUUAUUUUACAAGAGGUCCUGUACUCGCCCUCAAAAGCUAAUUUGUGAGAAACCUAUCGGGCAACAAGUUCCUGUAUCUUCAAGACACUGCACAUCAAGAACUCAGAAACCUUCAAGACAAGGACAGAGAAGAUGCAGCAGCCACUGUGUUGGCCCAGAGGUUUCAUUGGAUCUCAAACCAGAAAAUGGUUCUGGCCUUGCCAACUAUGCUAAUGGCAUUCCAAGGAGGAGUUCAAGCAAAAAUAUCACACAGGUGAUGGAUUUCUCUGAUGCUACCUCAAGUGAUUGGUCCAUUUUUACAAGCUCAGACGAGGCAUCUUUCACAACCGAGAGCACCAGAGACUCUUUCAGUACUGUAGAUUAUGCUGAUGCAUGCAAUGUAGAUACAUUCUCCUCAAUUUUCAAUGAUCUGUAUGCUCCAGAAUCAUCUUACCGGAAUACUAUUUGCCGUAGAACAUUUUCAUAUAGUAGGCCACAAACUAGGUUCAUCUUGGAGACGGGCCAUGUUUUGGAUUCAUACUCAUCAACCCAACCUCCAGGGCAUGGAAAGGAGAGAAUUCUACACAGGUCUGUGAUUCAUCAACCCAAUUCCUCACGGACAGUUCCUGCACCAUGUCUGUAGGAAAUGGGAGAAUCACAAAGUAUGGUCUUGUUUGAUCUUCUGGUCAUUGCAGACUAUAGUGUGUAAAUCCCUAAUCAUGACUAGUGACUUGGCUAGGUAGAAGCUGUACCUCAAAAUUUUUGUUUUCAAUACUUGGUUGAUUGGGGCAUGUGGAUUGUUUUAGAGUCCCUAGGAAAGGAAUAUUCUUGUUAUUAUUGAAAAUUGUAAAGUGCCAGCAUAUCCAGUGUCCCCGUUUGUUUUAGUUUGUUAGUAUUUUUCUAUAAUCCUAAUAGAAAACUAAUUUUUCA